AUGUACAACGGCAUCGGGUCGGUGAGUGUGAAGGGCACGGGCCUCAGCGGCUACGUGCAGCGCAGCAGAGCGGCCGUCUCGCAGCUGUCGAAGUUCACGCCGGCGGCGUACGGCGACGAGGCUCCGCCGGCUCCCGUCAACCCGCUCGAGGCGCUGCGUUCGGCGAAGGAAAAUAAGGAGCUGGCGGCGAGGCUGCAGCGGCAUCAGGCACUGCAUGCCGUGAAGCUGAAGGUGCUGCUGUACCGCGAGGAACGCACAGCCAGUGGUGUGCCGGACGACGUUGUCGAGCGGGAGUGCCUCGCCCUGCACGAGUCAUUGCUCCGCCAUUACCGCGACGAGGCGGGCGAAGCGCGACGGCUGGAGGAGGCGGAGGCGGUCCAGAAGACGGCGGAGCGGUUCGCAGCGGCCUUUCACGUGCGGAAAGGCACCGCCGUCGGCGACGCGUUCGACCGGGCGCAGCGCGAGGCGGAGCGGCAGGCAUUGGAGGAAAAACGGCGGCGGCAGUUGGAGAAGCAGAUUGCGGACCGCGUGAAGCGCGUCCGAGGAGAGUGA
Messenger RNA from Trypanosoma grayi, 552 nucleotides. RefSeq lists its product as hypothetical. Lineage: Eukaryota; Euglenozoa; Kinetoplastea; Trypanosomatida; Trypanosomatidae. The transcript has a single exon. The record is from RefSeq and is a predicted model, not a curated record. Bases 1 to 552 code for a protein of 183 amino acids.